AUGGCAGCUAAGAACAUUGCAAUAAAUGAGAAGCCCUGCAAACGCUCCAUUUGUGCAGCUCUCAUUGAAAUCAACCCGGCUUCAUCAUCCUUUCUUGAUAAAGAAGGUUUUAUAAUAAACGGUAUACGAGCUAGUCCAAUACCUGAUAGAUGGAAGCUGGGAGUGAGGAAAUACCUUUCUGCUGGGACCAGAUGGAGAAUUUCUUCCAUUUUGCCAGAUGAUGACAGUGAAGAGUCCAGAAGUGCAGAAGAUGAUGCUAUGCUGCGUUCAGACAAGGGCUCAUGUUCUACCUGGGGUGCAGGGCAUUUCUCCACCUUUGAUAAUUAUUUGUAUGACUUCUCUGGGUCCUGCAACUACAUCUUCACCACCGUAUGCAAUGAUGUUAGCCCGGACUUCAACAUCCAGUUCCGCCGCGGGGUGAACAAAAAAAUUACAAGAAUCAUCAUGGAGUUGGGACCUGUCGUCGUCACAGUUGAAAAGAACAUCAUUGCACUCAAGAAUGUUGGUAUCAUCAAGUUGCCGUACACCAGCAAUGGAAUCCAAAUUGCUCCUUUUGGACGCACUGUCCGCCUGGUGACCAAGCUGAUGGAGAUGGAGCUGGAAGUCGUCUGGAACAACGACGACUAUCUCAUGGUUAUGGUUGAGAGAAAAUAUAUGAGGAAAACUUGUGGAAUGUGCGGGAAUUUUGAUGGACAGGAACUAAAUGAGUUUCUGAGUGAAGGUAGAUUGCUGGAUGCAUACCAAUUUGCCACUUUACAAAAAAUGGAUGACCCAUCAGAGAUCUGCCCAUCUGAGGAGAUGGCAAUUCCCAAUAUUCCUCGCAAAAAAUAUGCCAGGAUCUGCUCCCAGUUACUCAACCUUGUGUCUCCAGCUUGCAACGUGUCCAAGAAAGCGUUUGUCAUCCGUUGUCAGCUUGAUAUGCAGGACUGUAGUGAUCCAGGGCAAAGAAACUGUACUUGUGCUACACUGUCAGAGUACUCUAGGCAAUGUACCAUGUCCAAUCAAGCAGUGUCUGAUUGGAGGAGUGAAGACUUCUGCUCUGUAGGAAAAUGUUCAGCUGACCAAAUAUACAAGGAGUGUGGUUCUCCAUGUGUUAAAACCUGUUCCAACCCAGAGUACAGCUGUUCCAGUUACUGUACAUAUGGUUGCUUCUGCCCAGAAGGUACUGUUCUUGAUGACAUCUCAAAAAAUCGAACAUGUGUUCCCAUUGACCAGUGCCCGUGUACACUGAAUGGGGAGAGAUAUGAUCCUGGCGUUACCAUGAAAGCAACAUGCAGGAGCUGUAAAUGUACAAUGGGCCAGUGGAAUUGCAAUGAACUACCCUGCCCAGGAAGAUGUUCCCUGGAGGGAGGCUCCUUUGUCACCACAUUUGAUUCCAGGUCAUACAGGUUCCACGGAGUCUGCACAUACAUCCUCAUGAAGAGUCCCAGCCUUCCGUAUAAUGGAACCCUGAUGGCUGUGUAUGAUAAGUCUGGUUACUCUCAUUCUGAAACAUCAUUAACUGCUAUAAUUUACCUUUCUACAAAGGACAAAAUUGUGAUUUCUCAAAAUGACCUUCACACAUAUGAUGAACUCAGGUGGCUGCCUUUUAGAUCAGCUGACAUCACCGUUUUCAGACAGUCCUCCACCCACAUUCAAAUGUAUACCACCUUUGGGCUGGAACUAAUAGUUCAAACUUGGCCAGUGUUUCACGUCUAUAUAAAAGUUGGACCUCUCUUCAAAGGCAGAACCCUAGGGUUGUGUGGCAAUUACAAUGGAGACACUACAGAUGAUUUCAUGACCAGCAUGGAUAUUAUUGAAGGAACAGCAUCCCUGUUUGUGGACUCCUGGAGAUCAGGGAACUGCCACCCUGCUGCAGAGAGGGAUACAGACCCAUGCUCUAUGAGUCAAUUGAACAAAAUGUCUGCAGAGACCCAUUGCUCCAUUCUUACUAAGAAGGGCACAGUGUUUGAGAAAUGCCAUUCUGUGGUGAAUCCUGCUCCUUUUUACAAGAGAUGCAUCUACCAAGCCUGUAACUAUGAGGAGACCUUUCCUUAUAUUUGUUCUGCUCUGGAAUCUUAUGCAAGAGUGUGUGCUUCAAUGGGGCUGAUCCUUGUAAACUGGAGGGACACUGUAGACAACUGCACCAUUUCCUGUACUGGCAAUCAGACAUUCAGCUACCACACUGAAGCCUGUGAUAGGACGUGCCUGUCACUUUCCGACCAAACCCUGGAAUGUUAUCCUACUGACAUCCCUAUUGAUGGCUGCAACUGUCCUAAAGGUACCUACUUGAACCACAGAAGUGAAUGUGUGCGUAAAUCCAUGUGUCCCUGCUACCUGGAAGAUAAGAGGUUCAUCCUGCCUGACCAGUCAACUAUAAUUGGUGGCAUUACCUGCUUUUGUGUUAAUGGAAAGAUGAGUUGCACUGGUAAACCUCAAGACCCUGCAGAAAACUGCAAGCCUCCCAAAAAAUAUGUGUCAUGUUCACAGAACUCAGAGAACAAAUAUGGAGCCUCCUGUUCCCCUACCUGUCAGAUGCUGGCCACUGGAAUUGAAUGUGUACCCACUAGGUGUGAAUCAGGCUGUGUCUGCACUGAUGGGCUAUAUGAGAAUCUAGAUGGAAUGUGUGUACCACCUGAUGAGUGUCCCUGUGAAUAUGGUGGCAUCUCUUAUAAAAAAGGGGAAGAAAUCCACACUGAAUGCAAAACCUGCACCUGUACAAGAGGCAAAUGGAAAUGUGUUCAGAAAUCUAAAUGCUCCUCAACAUGUACCCUCUAUGGAGAAGGACAUGUCACCACUUUUGAUGGACAGCGCUUUGUGUUUGAUGGCAACUGCGAAUACAUACUAGCUACGGAUGGUUGCGGUAUGAACAGCUCUCACUCCACCUUUAAAAUUGUGACUGAGAAUGUCAUCUGUGGGAAAUCAGGAGUCACCUGCUCCAGGUCCAUCAAGAUCCACCUUGGGAAUAUGACACUUAUACUGGCAGAGGAAACCUACUUUGUAUAUGGGGACAAUCCUCUGACACAAUUCCACGUGAAAAAGAAUGCCCUUCACCUGAUGUUCGAUAUCAUUAUCCCAGGAAAAUACAACAUGACUCUUAUCUGGAACAAGCACAUGAAUAUUUUCAUCAAGAUCUUCAGAGAAGCACAGGAUCACCUCUGCGGUUUGUGUGGGAAUUACAACGGGAACAUGAGAGAUGACUUUGAAACUCGAAGCAAAUACGUGGCAGCAAAUGAACUGGAGUUUGUAAAUUCUUGGAAGGAAAAUCCUAUGUGUGGGGAUGUGUUCUUUGUAGUUGAUCCCUGUAGCAAGAACCCUUAUCGUAAAGCUUGGGCAGAGAGGAAGUGUUCCAUCAUCAACAGCCAGGUCUUUGCUCCAUGUCACAGUAAGGUAUACCGCAUGCCUUAUUAUGAUGCCUGUGUCCGAGACUCCUGUGGGUGUGACUCUGGAGGAGACUGUGAAUGCAUGUGUGAUGCCAUUGCAGUGUAUGCCAAGGCAUGCUUAGAUGUAGGUGUCUGCAUUGACUGGAGAGCCCCAGAGUUCUGUCCUGUCUAUUGUGACUACUUCAACACACACCGAAAGUCAGGCAGUGAGGGCACCUACAGCUACAAUUAUUGGGAUGAACAAAAUUGCACCUGGCAUUACCGACCUUGUAAUUGCCCACAACAAAACUACAAAUAUGUCAACAUUGAAGUAACGACAACAGUACAAACUAAAACACCAAGAAGCACUACUACAGUUAAAACACCAACUACUACCGUACCACCAACAGCCACUACAUCUACAGAGUCCACCAUGCACACUGUUUUAAGCACUACACCAACCACCCUAUCUACUACAAAAGUAACCAUAAAAACAACACCUAUCACAAUCAAAUCCACUACUCACUCCAUACCAGUAACCACCAUUACGAAAAAGACAACACUGUCAACUACCCCAAUCAGAACAGUAACUGAGAUUACUUCACCAAUAACCACCACCAAAACAACCAUAUCUCCAACCUCAGAAACACCACUCACCCCUACAGUCACAGUCAUCUCAACAACUGCAAAAAAACAUACAACUCCACGUAUGACAACAACCAUUACGACACCAACUAUAACAAAGACAUCAACAACUACUUCAUCAACGCCUACUCCUUACACUAGGUCAACGAAAACCAGAGAAACAGCUAUGCCAACUCCACACACGACUGAAACUCUAAUAAUGACAUCUCUACCCACAAGCUCAAUGGAGAGCACCGCAUCAGAGUCCACCACUCCAAGCACCGAAACAAUCUCUACAACUUCAAAAACCACUGCAUCAACAGAGUCCAUCCCAACGCCCUCACCAAAAACCCCUCGAAUAAGAACUACGACAACGACUGUGCCUUCCACCAAGUCUACCGAAACCAGUACAACCGCCACACCAACUACACCCACAACCCUCACUCUCACCACGACUACCUUGUCCACUAGCUCACCAGAGAGCACAACAUCAAAGUCAACCCCUACCAUUUCCACUACCUUUACCACGCCCACCACAACCACCACACCAACUACACUCACAAGCGUCUCUCUGACGACCACGGCCCCGACCAGUACUUCACCGGAGAGCACCGCCUCUGAGUCCACCGCCCCAAGCACCGUGAAAACAACUACGCUGACGACAGUUUCUCCAACGACUACGUCAACUAAGUCCACAACGGGGUCAACACCAACAGGUACACAAACCUCCCCCAUAGGAGAUUGAAGCCCAUUCUUGUGGGAAGUGUAUGGUGUAAACACAGCAUUUUCCCUUUUCUAUCUAACUUGCUUUUUCUCACAACACUAAGCUCACUCUUCCAAUAUAUCCCACCUCCUUUUCAGAUUCUUAAUCAUUAGGA
This is a messenger RNA of Chrysemys picta bellii (western painted turtle), 4843 nucleotides long. NCBI's taxonomy places the organism in Eukaryota, Metazoa, Chordata, Testudines, Emydidae. The record is from RefSeq and is a predicted model, not a curated record.